AUGACAUUCUCGCACUGGGAUCCACCCGUACCUCUGUGGUCCGCGACGGACAAGUCGUCUUUCGCCUACGAGUCCACCUCCAAACGAUGGCCCGAGAUCUUGGCUGGGACAAUCAGCGGCCUGGUCAAUGCCGCGCAUGCCCUCUCUUACCAGGACGAUGGUGAAAAUGUGACGGGCAAGAUGGAAGAGAGCAAAGUCAUCAUCGAGAAGCUGAGCAAGCUGAAACAUGACAUGGGAAGAGAUAGGCCGCUCGAAGCGAUUGGUUUGAGCGAAAGCGAUGAGUCGGGCACUGCAGAAUUCGACGAGGUGGUCAAGCAGAAGGGCUGGACCUGGUUCAAUGCGCCGUGUAAGCGCUGCCUUGAUCUUAUAGCGCGAUCGAUGACAUUGGCUGAAGCUCACUGUUGCGUUGAGCAGGGCUGUUUGCCGAGUGCUACCUGUACCGCCUCAUUCGAUCCUUUUUCGCUACGAGUCAACACUGGAAGUAGUACGUACGGCGGUGGCUGCGGAGACUCGCGCCUCUGGCUUUUAAAUCUCUCAUUGCUGUUGCUGACCUGACAUGCGCUUCCCGCCUUGCCCGCUGGCCUUCCUUCCUCAGCUACGACCCCUUUGCCGCGCAAAAGAUCUCGGCUUUUAGAAGCAGCGGCAAAGCGAUCAACGAGCUGGCAAAGACCGUGGAGGAACUCGUACGCAAAGCAGAGAGCGCUCAGACGUCCAACCCGAGCAAGGCUGCUGCUGAAGGUGGUGAAGGGCAGAAGGUGAGUUGGGACUGUCAAGAUGAUGACCAUCCUACUUCACGACUGACGUGCAAUGCGGCUGACAAAUCUGCACCAAAGCUCAUCUUCUACUUGCUGGCGCAAUCUUCGCUGUGGGGCAAUGCUGUAAGCGUGUCCUCCUAACAACAGGCUGCACAGCGUUCGCAAAGUGCUCACGACCUUUCCCACCUUCUCAAUCGCUAGACCGACCUUUCCUUGCUCACUUCUCUCUCGCACGCUGACAUUCAAGAUCUGCAAGCAGGUGGACUGAGCACCUCGGCCCAGGCCGAGCGAGCCAAGUACAUCCUGACCGGUCUCGGCGGCUUGGACCAGGCGUGGGCAAAGGUCAGCGCGGCGAAGGAUGGAAGGGUGGAUUUUGUGUUAGAUAAUGCUGGCUUCGAGGUCACUACGGAUCUGCUCUUUGCCGAUUGGCUGCUUGCAACAGGGCACGUCAAGGAAGUCGUCUUUCAUCCCAAGGUGAGAUGAGAGAAGGGAAAUGUAAUGGUUGUUGGCAUGUGUCCUCACCCUCAUAAGCGCUUCUCCUUUUCGACCUGCAGGUGCUCCCUUGGUUCGUAAGCGAUGUGACGCCGGCCGACUUCCAUUACACCCUCGCAGCGCUCCAAUCUUCCGACUUCUUUACGGAUGUCUCAGUCGGACAGAGCGACGGCGGCAAGAAAGCAGCAGAGAGCGCGACUGCGAAAGCAGAACUCGACGCGAGCUACUUUCUUAAGUGAGCAGCGAGCCCCUCCAACAUGCCAGAGUCUCACCAGCCGAACGCUGACUUGCGCUGCAAUACGUAGCGCUCAAGGCGCAUCCGUCCAGCCCUCGCAGUCGUACGUCAUCGAUACAUCAGCGGUCACUAAACGCGUUUCCGCUGCGCACACUGCAAGUGGUUCCACGGCCAUUCAGAGACUUGCAGCUCGAUGGAGCAAGCACUUAUCGGAGGGACGCUUCCGACUUGCUUUCGAUGGCAAGCUGGGGCAAGCAGCAGGCCCACUGGGUGAUUUCUGGACAUCUUUCCAUGUGAGUGCAAGGAACCUCAAGCACAUCAGGUAUUCUGUUCAUCAGGCUUCCGACCUGCGUGCUCGCCUAGUCCUAUGCCGACUUGCCAACUGCGGCUCCAGAUCUCAACGCCGACCUUCGGAAGUCGAGCCUCGUCAUCUUCAAAGUGAGAGCACCACCGGACAUUCCAUUCUUAAAUCAUUCCUUCCUCGGCCGCUUACCUUCUCAUUUCUAUUUGCCGUCUAUCAGGGAGACUUGAAUACUCGUAAAUUGCUCUCGGACGCUCGGUGGCCCGACACUGCGCCGUUUGACCAAGCAAUGGGACCGCUGGCCGGACGGUUCGAUACGCUUGUCUUGCGCACGUGCAAAGCGGACGUCUGUGCAGGCUUGAGCCAGGAGAGAUUCGAAGCUGUGCAGAGGGAGGAUCGUGAGUGCCACGCGCAGCUGGAUUCUCCCUGCGCGCAGAGCUGACAAGAACGUCUUCUCUCCAUCCUGAUGACUCGCACCACUGCUCUGGCCGAUCGUCCUUCCUUGACGGCAUGAAUGCGCAGCGAAAUGGCGCGUCAAUGGCAGGUGGGCCAUCAUUGUGUAUGUCGCCCGCAGUUAG
This is a messenger RNA of Ceraceosorus bombacis, 2361 nucleotides long. Lineage: Eukaryota; Fungi; Basidiomycota; Exobasidiomycetes; Ceraceosorales; Ceraceosoraceae. The record is from the annotation of a GenBank genome assembly.